Diachasmimorpha longicaudata is the source of this 6011-nucleotide messenger RNA. Its product is annotated as G-protein coupled receptor Mth2-like. Bases 221 to 1903 code for a protein of 560 amino acids. The transcript is spliced from 6 exons. Gene Ontology annotation, biological process: G protein-coupled receptor signaling pathway; cell surface receptor signaling pathway. Gene Ontology annotation, cellular component: membrane. Gene Ontology annotation, molecular function: G protein-coupled receptor activity. Lineage: Eukaryota; Metazoa; Arthropoda; Insecta; Hymenoptera; Braconidae. The record is from RefSeq and is a predicted model, not a curated record.
AGUGAUAAUCGAAAAGCAUCACUGAAUGCACCAUUGUGUGGUAUAAUCUAUGUUUAUUGAGAUUAGUUUGAUUUUUAUAAGUUAUAACGGUGAUCUGGCGAUUUUUUUCAUCCGGCUCUUGAUGUACGUUGGAUUGACCGCAGGGGGGCCUUCAGGGGGACCAGAAGCCGGUCAGCAAGAACUUUAGUCUGACGGUAACAUCGAGAGGAGAAACAUCGCGAUGAUCGAGACAUUUUUUUGGACUUUCACAAUAUUUCUGACACCGAUUGCCUCACCAUCACCAUCAUGGGCCGCACUUCUGCCGGGUGAAAAGAACUGUCCAGAAGCGGCACUCAUAUACCCGGACGACCUUAUCAUCAACAAAAUUGUUGAGAUCGACGACCUUGGGCUGACAAGGGCCGAAAAUUCAACCGGUGAAAUUUCAAUCGAUGGAAGUGUGAUGCCCUCAGAGGUGACCUACGAGACUGCCAGGUCUAACGGCACAUGCCCUUGUCCCUCAAGGUCAUGCAUCGCCAUGUGUUGCCCUGAAGGGCAGGUGUUGAGGGCGAACGACUGUGUGAUGGUGGACAAGGUCGAAAAGGUCAGUUUCCCGCGGAUAUUUAAUUCUUUGACCUUGAAUCCUUCGGAAUUGGAUUUGAACAGUGAGGGGAAGGACCUCAAUGGAUCAUUUCAUAUUUUCGUUUGGGACCCUUGUCAUAAUGCAUCAAAAUGGCGGCUAAAUCCCAAGGUGAAAGCUGAUGAGUUUAAAUUGCUGGAUAAUGGAUCGAUUUACACUGUUCAUGAUCAAAAUAUCAUCGGAUUUGAAAACUACUGUUUGGCUUUUGUUGACGGUGACAUCUUCAGUGUGGUGCAGUGCUUUGAUAUGGAUUAUGAGGCACCGGAGGAGAGUAAUAGUUCGGGGCUGAAGAUGGCAGCUUUCAUGCCCAUUGGUCUUGUUCUAUCUGUGCCUUGUUUGAUUGCCACAUUUGUUGUGUAUUCGGUACUCCCGGAGCUGGAUAAUAUGCAUGGCAUGAUAUUAAGGGCUUACGUAGGACAGUUGGGGCUGGCGUACACGCUCUUGGCGACGCUGAAGAUCGUACCAGUGGUUUCGCACAAUCAGGAUACCUGUGUUACUUUCGCCUUCAUUAUUCACUUCUCGUUCCUCUCGUCCUUCUUCUGGCUGAAUGUCAUGUGCUUCGAUAUAUGGUGGACCUUCGGGGGCUUUCGUGCACUUCAGGGGAGUGUGAAGCAACGGGAGAGAAAAAAAUUCAUCAUCUACUCGUUGUAUGCCUGGGGAUCUGCAUCACUCAUCACUGGGGUGUGUCUUAUCAUGGAUUUUGUUCCAAGUAUUCCUGAUAGCUUCAUUAAGCCGAGAUUUGGGGAGACAAGAUGUUGGUUUCCAGAUGAAAUUUCAAAGGCGGUGUAUUUUUACGGCCCCAUGGGCGUCACCGUCGUCUGCAAUAUCGUGCUGUUCAUCUCGACGGCGUUGAAAAUUCUGCAGCAUAAAAGGGACACGGAAACGCAGCUCAAGGGGAUUGACAGUCGUCGGCACGAUGAUAACAAGCAAUGGUUCAAUCUCUACCUAAAGCUCUUUAUCGUAAUGGGAAUAAAUUGGUCGAUGGAGAUUAUCUCCUGGCUGUUGAACAAGGACACCCCGCAGUACGUGUGGUACCUCACUGAUCUCGCCAACACUCUUCAGGGUGUCAUAAUCUUCAUAAUCUUUGUUUGGAAAGACAAGAUAAGGCGUCUGCUAAUGAAACGUUUUGGCUGUCAAAGGGGAAAAUUUCAAUCUGGAAAUUCAACUCGGAGUGGAUACCACUCCUCCGUCUCCAACAAAACCUGCACAUCGAUCGCACUUCAGGAUAAAACUCCCGUCGAGAGAAAUAGAGUCAACACAACAACCGACGAGAGCGACUGCGUCUGAACGAUUUCGAUCGAUUGAAUCGGAAUUUUAACCAUUUUCAACUGAUCGACAUGAAAAUUAUCUUCGAUUUAUCGAGAACCGAAGAAGAUAAGCCAACGAGUUUAGGUUCAUUGACAAACCGGGAAAACUACGAUGAAUUUAUCUCGUUUUGAUUUCAUUUGUUUGCAACAGUAACGAGAAAUCGAUGAAGGAAUGCGAGACCAGUAAAAAAGUUAUGGCGAGAUAUUCAGAGAACUUUUGGGACAAAACGAAUUUGUAAUCAGUGAAUUAUAUCGGAAUUUUUUGGGGCUUUUCAAUGCAAAAAAAAUAAGUUGAUGUCUUCUUUGCUUCCAGAGAUGUCGUAGAUUUUAUUGGAAGAAUUCAUAAUUUGAUUUUACACUGAGAGAAAAACAUAAUUUUGCCAAUGAUAUUUAAUUGGAAGAAUUAUAUAAUUAUACAUUAUAUAAUUAUAUAAUUUAUAAUUAUAAAUUAUAUAUAAUUACAUAAUUAUAUAUUAUAAAUUAUAUAUUAGGAAAACAUAAUUUUGCCAAUGAUAUUUAAUUGGGAAAAUUAUAUUUUUUUUGUCAGUGUCGAUUCUGACAUCUUUGUAUUGAUCGUAUUAUUAUUUUUGCAGAAAGAAACCCGUAAAUCCGUAAAUAUUUCUUAUGAGCGUUCUGUAAUGUAAGAUGUAUAUUUUGUGUGUGCAGUAUUUGGCUAAGUUUAUGUAGAAAGUAUUUAUGUCGAGGGCUCAUUCAUUUGAAAAUUUGGUGACAGCGCAAUUGCCGAUUUCAUACGAUUUCACCGAAGUUGUUCAGUAAUUUCGCGAUUUCAAUUGAUUUCAAAUGCAUAAUUUGACCUAUUCCUUGAAAGGGAAGGAAUUAAUUAAGAGAUCUCUUGUAAUUAUUAUUUUAUGACAUACCACAAAUGAGUUGAAAAUAGUCUAUUGUGCUUCGAGGGAAAAGGUAUUUUCUGACGCAUGUGAGUGAUAAUCACAUAAGUCAGAAAAUACUUUAGUCCCGUGUGACACACGAUAUUUUAAUCUUUCAGGGACUGAAAUGUCAGAUUCGAAUGUCUCUUCACUCGAUUCGGUCGCUCUAUUCAGGCUUUAGAGGAAUAAAAUAACUUCCUUUUUGGUAUAAUAUUCAAAUAGACUUCAUUAGUUUCUGAUUAUACGAUUUUACGGGAUUUAUGUCAUCGAUUGCAAAUGAUAACAAUCUAAAUUCACUGAAAUUAAUGAAUCGCCGUGAUUUCACUCGAUUUCUAGUGAUUUCAGUCAUGAGUGACGUAGUGGUUUUACAAAUAAAUGACCCCUCGAUUCCUGUCCAGGGGAAAGAGAGAGAGAACAAAAGUUAUUUUUAAAAUACUGCAAUUUUUCUACUGAAAAGAGAAUGAUUUGCCUUUAUUUUCAUACUUGAUAGUUCAAGAGCUUCAUAGCUAGAGUGAUAAUCUAGACGUCGAGUGGUGAAACGUGAUCAGUUGGAAUAAUGUUCAACUAAUGGGUCAUGAUGUACCGAGUUACAUGAAUUUAUUCCAGAGAUACCUCAGGUUUUUACACGAGAUACGAAAAAUAAAAUGGGGUGUCAUAUAUUUUUACGAUCAAGUGUGUCAUUUACAAAUAAAAAUUGGCUUAAAUUCAGUUGUAUUUACGGCCCGGUUGUAGAGGGUCGUGCGAUCGCAAAUCGCCAUCAUAAAUAAAUUGUUGAAAUAAUAGUUUUGUUAUAAUUAAACAUAAUUACAAACAUCCGGAAACAAUGAACAGAGCACGGUAAUUGGGUUUGGUAACGAUCAGAUAAUUAUUUUGGCUGUAAUCUGCAAAGGCAGUUUGCGCUUAUGUAUCGGCUUCCAAAUAAUUCCAACCGGGUCGUAGAAAAACGUUCGAAAUUUACUUAUUCUAAAACCCAGAUAUAAUUAUUUUCGACCUUUAUCUGUAUUGUUCUUUAGUUGAUUUUUAUAUACAAAGCCACGUAAUUUUUAUAGCGUAUUAGCUAAUUUGUGAAUCGAACUUGAAAAAUUUUCCGCGAGAGGUCGAUAGCAUCGACGGGAACAAAUCGAUACGUCACUCGCUGGGAGAAUGAGCAAAUUCCGUAUUUCAAAAAAGGAGAUUAAAUUACUUGUUACUAAAUUAAAUUAGUCGUCUUUGAUGGAGGUUAAAUUACCAAAUUACUUGUAACCUAACCUCUCUCGAUCGAAGUACGGAAUGUUCCUCAUUCUUCUACCGAGUGGCGCAUCGAUUUGUUCCAGAAAACGCGAUGGACCUCUCGUGGAGAAUUUUUUAAGUUCGAUUGAGAAAUGGGCUAAUUAUGCACCUAAUUAAUUAAUUAAUUGAUUAGUUGGGUAAUUAAGGACAGGGAAGAAUGUUAUUUUUUAAUAUGCCUACAAAGGAAAGUUUGUAUUUUGCGCCUUGCAGUUGAAAACUAUAUUUUUCUAACCGGGAGAGGUAAAAUAAAACAUCAUUUUACCUGCCUAGGUUUAAAAAAAUCUGUUUCUUGCAUCAAGCAGAAUUCUUCCUUGCCGACGGUCAAAAUUAUCAGCCGAGACGAGGGCGAGGUUCAUAAGCACGUGGAUAAGGAUCCUUUAUUUUACAUCCGGUGGUUAAACCGUGAUUACGAAAUGGAAAUGUGAUCUUACGCCUAGAGGGGGGCGGAAAAUACUAUUUUUCAUCACACCGGCCUAAUUUGUUAUCAUAAAAAAAUAACCAAUGAUGAAUAAUAACGAUUUACACCUAUUGAAUUCAUUUGUGAUCAUUACAUUCAAUGAUUUAACUAUUCGUCGGGUUAUUCUCACGAUAUAAAAAAACCAACAUAAAUUCAAUUUUUUACUCAGAAUUUUGAAAAACAUUUUAAGCAAAAGUUAAUAUGAAUAGGAAAAUCUUGGUUGAUCUUGCGUGUGUAUUCAAUCCUCCGUCUAAUAUUAUUCAUAAUAAUCAUUUAUAAAAUGUUUCAAUAAAUAAUAAAGGAAAAACUCAAUUUUGCGAAAUUUGAAAGGAAAAUUACAAUGUAGACAACAUCUUGAAAAAUCAGAAAAAGUAGUAAAAUAUUGUAUUAUAUUGUAAUGUCUCAAUUUUAAAAACAACUCAAGGAACAAUUUGAUAGAUUAAGUUCUCAGUUAUGAUGGUUAGCAUUUGUGAAAAUAAUUGUGCAUUACGAAUAUAAUAUUUUAUGAAUAUGUGUCUGACAAAUUUCUUUCUCACACGUUCCGGAAUAAAAUUUUGUUUAAUAGAGUUAUUGUUUUGUGAGAAGAGUAUUUCUUUAGUGGGAAGAGAUUUCUAGCACGAGCCGAAUGCAAAUAAUAAAAUCUCAUGAAUCGAAGAAUAGUUUUAUGCUCCUUAUGAAAUAUGCGAUUCUCCUCUAUUUAAAUUAACUUUCCUCAUUAUACUCAACGACUUAAUUGGCGAUUAAUUGUUCGAAUUUAAGGAGCAACCGAAGACUCAGUUUUGUCUAUAUUUUAAAAUAAAUUUCCUGGUCAGAGUUGUUAAUAUUUUUUUAGUGCGAAUCGUUUCCAUUAUCAACAUCGCCUCAUCCUCGUGAUUAAGGUGCUCCGAUUUACAGCAAAUUGAUCACUUCUGACAGGAAAUUUCUUUAAAAAUUGGAAAUAUUAUCAAAAGUUUUGAUUUCCGCAAAUCUAAAAAAUGUAUCUACCUGACGAAAACUCGGAUUAUGUUUACGUAGUCCUUUUUGAUUGAAUUCUAAGCGAGAAAAUUAAUUGAUUUUGCAAUAAAAUUAACCCAUUCAAUCUCAUUUUUUUCAUUCACCGAAUCGAAUUGUCACUGUUUUGUCACAUUUCACCACUCGACCAUCAGAUAAAUUUUUUACCUCACAAUCAUGUAUAAUUGAAUGUUUAUCAACUGGAGUCAGAUGAAUGCAUUCGACCAAUGAAUCUUCUAGUCAUAUGUGAACAUUUAACAAGCGACAGAAUCAUUUUAAUGCUUUGAAAAAACGCAAUUCACCCAACAUUGGUGAUUAAUCAACAUUUUCUCGAUAAUCACCUAAUUGGAAAAGUACAAAAUUCCAGGAAAAAUUUUACCAUUUCUUUUCAAUUAUUGUUAAAUAUCUUAGAUUUAUGUGCACUGUAUUGAUAAGAAAUCAGAUAAUCAGAAAUAAAGCAGUUAUCAACUGAUUGCCUCAAUCAA